Molecule: messenger RNA, 636 nt
Organism: Rangifer tarandus platyrhynchus (Svalbard reindeer)
Lineage: Eukaryota; Metazoa; Chordata; Mammalia; Artiodactyla; Cervidae
Source: the annotation of a GenBank genome assembly
AUGAUGUCAGGUGACUCCUUCAGAGGGCUCCGGGAAGCACGCUGGAGGACGGGGGACGCUUGCGUGGGGAAGGCCGUGCUGUGGGCGGAGGUGCAGGAGGCCACAGCCCUCAGCUCCGCUCACACACCCGCUCACAGCAGGCGGGCCUCUCUGCAGCUGGUCACAGUUUUACACCCGGGGAUUCUUCCCGGUCCCAUCAGGGAGUUUCUCAUCCUGACGGCUGCUGGCAGCCACCUGGAAGAAGGGGAGGACACACCCCUGUGCCUGUCAGGUCAGCAGCAUGUAGCGGCAGCAACAGCCCUUGAAGUGGAAGAAGUCUUCUCGUGUGGACGGAGUUAUUCUGAUUUCUAUCAGAAGGGCAGCAUGGCUGGAACAGAGAUGGAACGGGAGAGGGGCUCCCGGGAGGACAGGGAUGCUCAUCAGCUGCGUCUGCGGGGUUCAGAGCUGGCGUUCUGUCUAGGUGAGGGAGGCAGUGAGGAGCACUUUGAGACGCCGGGUCCGGCAGCACGGGCCCAGCGGGGUGACGGGUGUGAAGAAGCGCGUGUGAGCAGAGAGGAGGAGGCCAGACUCAACGACAAGGACCCCGGGCGCCACGUGGAGCGCCUACGUCCCAGCGCACCGGCCACAGCGGCUUAG